AGAUUAAUUCAAUUUACAUUCUUUCUGAUGGGAACAAAUGAUUCAGUUUUCUAACAAAUCACUUCUCCAACAGCUUUCCAGAACGAAUUAAGUUCAAGAACUGAGGUUCAGUGUGCUAAGUAUUUACUUUGUGUCAAACAUUGAGCUAGGUACUGGGAUACAAUGUCUGAUACGACAACUCGGUUCCUGCCCGCAGUACACAUAGAAGCUAGUAUGGUAGCUUAGCUUCCCCCUCUGUCCAUAUUCAUAUGCUGGCCCUCUCUUCUCCCAGGUCUUGCCUGUGGUGACCACAAUGCCCCAGGCCUCUGAGCACCGCCUGGGCCGGACCCGAGAGCCACCUGUCAAUGUCCAGCCCCGAGUGGGAUCCAAACUACCAUUUGCCCCCCGGGCUCGCAGUAAGGAGCGUCGAAACCCAGCCCCUGGGCCAAACCCCAUGUUAAGGCCUCUGCCUCCCCGGCCAGGUCCACCUGAGGAACGGCUCAAGAAACUGGAGCUGGGACAAACACGGACCUCAGGCCCUCGUCCCAGAGGCCCCCUUCGGGCAGAUCAUGGAGUUCCCCUGCCUGGCUCACCACCCCCAGCUGUGGCUCUGCCUCUCCCAACCAGGACCAACCUAGCCAGGUCCAAGUCUGUGAGCAGUGGGGACUUGCGACCAACAGGGAUUGCCUUGGGAGGGCAUCGAGGUGCUGGAGAGCUAGGGGCUGCACUGAGCCGCUUGGCGCUCCGGCCUGAGCCACCCACUUUGAGACGUAGCACCUCUCUCCGCCGCCUAGGGGGCUUUCCUGGGCCCCCCACCUUGCUCAGUAUACGGACAGAGCCCCCUACUUCCCAUGGCACUUUCCGCGUGACAUCUGCCCGGCCCUCCAAGCCUUUCUACUUCGAUGACAAGAUGGCUCAUCACACACUGCUUCUGGGCUCUGGUCAUGUUGGCCUCCGAAAUCUGGGGAACACGUGCUUCCUGAAUGCUGUGCUGCAGUGUUUGAGCAGCACUCGGCCUCUCCGGGACUUCUGCCUGCGAAGGGACUUCCGGCAAGAGGUGCCUGGAGGGGGCCGAGCCCAAGAGCUCACUGAAGCCUUUGCAGAUGUGAUUGGUGCCCUGUGGCACCCUGACUCUUGUGAAGCUGUAAAUCCUACUCGGUUCCGAGCUGUCUUCCAGAAAUACGUGCCCUCCUUCUCUGGAUACAGCCAGCAGGAUGCCCAGGAGUUCCUGAAGCUCCUCAUGGAGCGGCUACACCUUGAAAUCAACCGACGAGGCCGCCGGGCUCCCCCAAUCCUGGCCAGUAGCCCAGCUCCCUCUCCACCCCACCGUGGAGGGGCUCUGCUAGAAGAGCCGGACUUAAGUGACAAUGACCGGGCCAACCUAAUGUGGAAGCGUUACCUGGAGCGAGAGGACAGCAAGAUUGUGGACCUGUUUGUGGGCCAGCUGAAAAGUUGUCUCAAGUGCCAGGCCUGUGGGUAUCGCUCCACGACCUUCGAGGUGUUUUGUGACCUGUCCCUGCCCAUCCCUAAGAAAGGAUUUGCUGGGGGCAAAGUGUCUCUGCGGGACUGCUUCAGCCUCUUCACCAAGGAAGAAGAGCUGGAGUCGGAAAAUGCCCCAGUGUGUGACCGAUGUCAGCAGAAAACACGAAGUACCAAAAAGUUGACAGUACAGAGAUUCCCCCGAAUCCUCGUGCUCCAUCUGAAUCGGUUUUCCGCCUCCCGAGGCUCCAUCAAGAAAAGCUCCGUAGGUGUGGACUUCCCGCUGCAGCGCCUGAGCCUGGGGGACUUUGCCAGCGACAAAGCCGCUCCGCCCAGGGUCUCCCCGGUCAGUGAGAACCAGGUGGCGUCCAGCGAGGGCUACGUGCUCUUCUACCAGCUGACACAGGAGCCGCCCCGCUGCCUGUGAAACCCUGCCCCCCCCCCAAGCCUGGGCUCCCCGUUUACCUCAGAGACGUCUAUUUUUGUGUCUUUUUCACUGGGGAGGCGGAGGGUGAUUGUAGCUCCCAUUUUUUAAAUUAAAAAGUACCCUUCCACCUGGAGGUCCCCCUGUGCCCCAGCCCCAUGUACAGAGCUCCCCAGGCCCCGCCCGUGUACGGCCCCGGACUUCAAUCUCACUUUUUGUGAAUAAAUUUAUUAAGAAAAA
Myotis davidii is the source of this 2122-nucleotide messenger RNA. It is a transcript of the gene USP21, whose product is annotated as ubiquitin specific peptidase 21. The transcript is spliced from 11 exons. Gene Ontology annotation, cellular component: cytoplasm. Gene Ontology annotation, molecular function: cysteine-type deubiquitinase activity. The record is from RefSeq and is a predicted model, not a curated record. Gene Ontology annotation, biological process: protein deubiquitination. Bases 293 to 1885 code for a protein of 530 amino acids. NCBI's taxonomy places the organism in Eukaryota, Metazoa, Chordata, Mammalia, Chiroptera, Vespertilionidae.